CCUUUUUAAUAAACAAAGUUGACAUUUAAUAUUUCAUUUCUUUAGUUAUUUUUUUAUUUUGAAACAAAAACAUAUUUUGAGACAAAAUGAGGAGCUACUUGUGCCAAAUGCGACCGGUUCUGUUCUUAUUUUAUUUCGUGGAGAUCUUGGUCAAUAUGUUCCUGAUGUAUUUCCACCUGACGGGGUUUAUUUUCAUGAAGCUGGACUUUCUGCCGCUGACCGACGAGCUGAGCCACUUCUUCUAUCUGACAUGCUUCUACGUCUUCACCGUACUGACCAUGUUCGCGAGCGUCAACAUGUGCACCGGCAACAGCACCCGGAUCCUGGAGGAAGUAAUCCGGCCCAUGGCUGGGUUUGUAGUCUACACAUUCUGUUCCCUGCUCACACUGUCCGAUGCGGAAUCGGACUUUUACAUCAUGCACUCCCACCAGACCAAGCAGCAUCUGAAUCUGCCGGAGGCGCCACUGCAUCCCUUUUUAAGCCACAUGCGGAGCCAGGCAACGGCCACUUUGGUGUGCAGUGUUAUAUACUUGCUCCAUGGCCUCAUUGCCUUGGAUGUCCUGCUCUCGAAUGAGGAUUCUGACAGCGAACGGGAGUCUUCCUCCGAUCCGUCGGAAGAUUUUAUUGCCCAGACGGACUACGUGCCAGUGCGCCUCUACGUGCUGGGUGGAGGGAUUCAGGAGUGGCUCGAGAACUUUGAGUGGUUUCGCGAUUUCAUUAGCCGAAAGAAUCUCACAGUUUAAUCAUUUUUAUGAACCUUUUAAGUGAUGGCCGGGAUGGUCGUUUUUGUUGCCUACUUUCCGUAUAAAAAUAUAUACCUUCCUCUAUUAA
This is a messenger RNA of Drosophila ananassae, 831 nucleotides long. RefSeq lists its product as uncharacterized. Bases 87 to 743 code for a protein of 218 amino acids. The record is from RefSeq and is a predicted model, not a curated record. The transcript has a single exon. NCBI's taxonomy places the organism in Eukaryota, Metazoa, Arthropoda, Insecta, Diptera, Drosophilidae.